CCCUGUGAGUUGAUGGAAUCGACCGGAAAGAAAAAGACGAUCCUGGCUUGUGAUUGGUCGUAAGUUCCCCGCGAAAACUACGUCACUCGCAGUUUCGCGCCAGAUCUGCAGCUCUCGUACGUACACGCACAAGAAGAGACCAUCCAGCAACAAUGUCUUCCCCAACAUCGACUCCCGGUGGCCGCAAGCGAGGAAGGACCACCAACCCGUCCACCCCCAGCAGCGAGGGCCCCACCUCCCCUCUCUCUCAGCGGCGCAGGGGCCUGGACUCCUCCGCCGGGGACCUGAUGCCGAUGCCCACCUCCCCGCCCACCGACAUGCUCAGUCCAGCGGCGCCUCAGGACAACUCUCUGUUCUCCAGCCCCCGGCCCUCAGUCCCGCCCAAUGAGGUGGACAUGAGCUCCCCUCUGAUGUACGGGACCCCCAGCUCCAGGGUUGAAGGGACCCCUCGCAGUGGAGUGCGUGGCACCCCAGCCAGACAGCGUCCUGAUCUGGGAUCAGUCAGCAAGGCUCCACAAGUCGACCUUCAGUAUGAGCCGCAGCCGAAUGCUGACGGUGCCGUCGGCAGCGAGCCCAACGCAGGGCAGAGGCUCGUGAUCUGGGGGACGGACGUCAACGUUGGGACCUGCAAGGAGAAGUUUCAGAGGUUCCUGCAGAGGUUCAUCGACCCAUCCUCCACUGAAGAUGAGAACGCUGGGUUGGACCUGAACGAGCCCUUGUACAUGCAGAAGCUGGAAGAGAUCAGUGUUGUCGGGGAUCCGGUUCUCAAUGUGAAUUGUCUGCAUGUGCAGUCCUUUGAUGCCGAACUUUACAGGCAGCUCAUCUGCUACCCACAGGAAGUCAUCCCGACCUUCGACAUGGCAGUCAACGAGCUUUUCUUUGAGCGUUUCCCAGACUCCAUCCUAGAGUACCAGAUCCAAGUCCGCCCCUACAACGCCCUGAAAACCAGAAACAUGAGGAACCUGAACCCAGAAGACAUCGAUCAGCUGAUCACCAUCAGCGGCAUGGUGAUCCGCACCUCGCAGCUCAUCCCCGAGAUGCAGGAGGCGUUCUUCCAGUGCCAGGUGUGCGCCUUCAGCACCCGCGUGGAGGUGGACCGCGGGCGCAUCGCCGAGCCGGCCGUGUGCCGCCACUGCAACACCACCCACAGCCUGGCGCUGGUCCACAACCGCUCGCUCUUCUCAGACAAGCAGAUGAUUAAAAUUCAAGAGUCCCCCGACGACAUGCCGGCCGGUCAGACGCCUCACACGACGGUCGUCUACGCCCACAACGACCUCGUCGACAAGGUGCAGCCGGGAGACCGCAUCAACAUCACCGGUGUGUUCAGGGCGGUCCCCAUGCGCGCCAACCCUCGCCAGAGCAACGUGAAGUCGGUGUACAAGACCCACAUCGACGUCAUCCACUUCCGCAAGACGGACGAGAAGCGGCUGCACGGCCUGGACGACGCCGAGCAGAAGCUCUUCACCGAGGAGCGCGUCCAGACGCUGAAGGAGCUGGCGGCCAAGCCCGACGUCUACGAGCGCCUCGCCGCCGCCCUCGCGCCCAGCAUCUACGAGCACGAGGACAUCAAGAAGGGCAUUCUGCUGCAGCUGUUCGGCGGCACCCGCAAGGACUUCAGCAAGACGGGCCGGGGGCACUUCCGCGCCGACCUCAACAUCCUGCUGUGCGGCGACCCCGGCACCAGUAAGUCCCAGCUGCUGCGGUACGUCUUCAACCUGGUGCCGCGGGGCCAGUACACGUCGGGCAAGGGCUCCAGCGCCGUGGGCCUCACCGCCUACGUGAUGAAGGACCCCGAGACCCGGCAGCUGGUGCUGCAGACCGGCGCGCUGGUGCUGAGCGACAACGGCAUCUGCUGCAUCGACGAGUUCGACAAGAUGAGCGACAGCACGCGCUCGGUGCUGCACGAGGUCAUGGAGCAGCAGACGCUCUCCAUCGCCAAGGCUGGAAUUAUUUGCCAGCUGAACGCCCGGACCUCCGUGUUGGCCGCCGCUAACCCCAUCGAGUCUCAGUGGAACCCCAAAAAGACGACGAUCGAGAACAUCCAGCUGCCUCACACGCUGCUGUCCAGAUUCGACCUGAUCUUCCUGAUGCUGGAUCCUCAGGACGAGGCGUACGACCGCAGGCUGGCCCACCACCUGGUGUCGCUGUACUACAAGAGCGAGGAGCAGAUGGAGGAGGAGUACCUCGACAUGGCGAUGUUGAGGGACUACAUCGCGUACGCCCGGACGUACGUCACUCCCCGGCUGAGCGAGGAGGCCGGCCAGGCGCUCAUCGAGGCCUACGUGGACAUGAGGAAGAUCGGCAGCGGCCGCGGGAUGGUGUCCGCCUACCCCCGGCAGCUGGAGGCCCUGAUCCGCUUGUCCGAGGCCCACUCCAAGGUGCGCUUCUCCGACAAGGUGGAGACCAUCGACGUGGAGGAGGCCAAGCGGCUGCACCGCGAGGCUCUCAAACAGUCGGCCACUGACCCCAGGACGGGAUUCGUCGACAUCUCUAUUCUCACGACAGGUAUGAGUGCCACCGCACGCAAACGCAGGGAGGAGGUCGCCCAAGCCCUGAAGAAAGUGAUCCAGGCCAAAGGAAAGGCGCCUGCCAUGAAGUACUACCAGCUGCUUGACGACCUCAGAGGACAGUCGGAAACUGCGAUCACGAAGGAGAUGUUUGACGAGGCGCUCCGAGCCCUGUCCGACGAGGAUUACUUGACGGUUACUGGAAAGACUGUUCGGCUCCUCGCCUGAGGCGCAACCAUGCAAUUAUGUACAGUCGUUAAUUUUUAAAAUUAAGCCUAACCCUGUCGACCGUUUUGUUGUCGUGCUGUAAAAAUAUAUUGUAUACGUGAGCCACCAUCUGUGUUGCGGCUGUAUUAAAUGUUUGAAUAAAUCCUGUAGUUGAGAGACGACUUUCAGAUUAACCGCGACUCAUUCAAACUUUUUGUGUUCUGAUAUGAAAGAGAUAAAAGAAACUUUAAAAAGUACUGGCAAAUAAUAGAGCUAAUAUGUAAAUGUUCUUGUAUUCCAUUUGUUUACCUUUUCAAGUAAUGUUUGGGUAAAAAGCUCUUUGGUUCCAACUUGUACAAUGCCCUGACUGCGUUGACUGCUUAUUGAGAGGGGAAAUAAAAUGUUGCUCACUGAAAAUGC
Pseudoliparis swirei is the source of this 3134-nucleotide messenger RNA. RefSeq names its product minichromosome maintenance complex component 4 (gene mcm4). Gene Ontology annotation, biological process: mitotic DNA replication initiation; DNA strand elongation involved in DNA replication; double-strand break repair via break-induced replication. The transcript has 17 exons. The record is from RefSeq and is a predicted model, not a curated record. Lineage: Eukaryota; Metazoa; Chordata; Actinopteri; Perciformes; Liparidae. The coding region runs from base 153 to 2735 and encodes 860 amino acids. Gene Ontology annotation, molecular function: single-stranded DNA binding; single-stranded DNA helicase activity; ATP hydrolysis activity. Gene Ontology annotation, cellular component: MCM complex; nucleus.